This is a messenger RNA of Cyclocybe aegerita, 2517 nucleotides long. Lineage: Eukaryota; Fungi; Basidiomycota; Agaricomycetes; Agaricales; Hemipholiotaceae. The record is from the annotation of a GenBank genome assembly.
AUGAGCGCCACCCUUCCGAAGAACGACAAGGCCUCCUUCUCUUCCUCCAAUGACUCCACAGGCAAGAAAUCACCGGACAUCGACACCAAGUCGGUCGGCGACGACCUGAACGACGCGGAGCCUGAGCCAUUCAAACUCUACAACUUUAUAUUUCGCCGAUACCUCUACAAACCAAAGGACCUGGACGCCACGGCUACUCGUCGGUCGGUGUACGACGACCCCGAUCUCGCGCCUCACUACUGGCCGAAGGCGGAGUACGAGAACAUACACCGUUUCGAUCCAAAGAUUCGUUGGACUUGGAGGGAAGAAAGGGCUCUGGUCAGGAAGAUCGACUGGAAAGUCAUGCUCUGGGCUGCAAUCUCCUUCUCUGCGCUCAACCUGGAUCGCGGCAAUCUCAGUCAAGCCAACACCGACAACUUCCUGCCUGACUUGGGAAUGACCACUAAUGACUACAAUCUCGGUAACACUGUCUUCCGUCUCGCGUUCUUGUCGGCCGAGCUUCCGUCACAGCUCAUCUCGAAACGACUUGGUCCUGAUCGCUGGAUUCCAAUCCAGAUGUGUGGGUGGUCUCUGUUGACCAUGUGUCAGUUUUGGAUUACCGGAAAGCCCACUUUCUUGCUUUGUCGCGCUCUUCUUGGUUUAAUGCAAGGGGGUUUCAUUCCGGAUCUCAUUCUCUACCUCUCCUACUUCUAUACGAAGCACGAACUUCCCUUCCGCCUCGCCCUCUUCUGGAUGUCCGCCGAUGUUUGCAGCAUAUUUGGUAGCUUCCUCGCUGUUGGCGUCCUCCGUAUGCGUGGAAUUCAAGGAAAGUCCGGGUGGCGGUGGUUGUUCCUGAUCGAAGGCUUGCUGACAUUGCUUAUCGGCAUUGCGACGUUCUUCAAAAUGCCGCCGUCACCCACGCAAACAAAGACCUGGUUCCGGCCUAAAGGGUGGUUUACGGAGCGAGAAGAAGUCAUCGCGACGAGUCGUAUCUUGCGCGACGACCCCACUAAGGGCGACAUGCACAAUCGCGAAGCCCUUACACUGAAGAGGCUCUGGCAAUCCCUCUGUGACUACGAUCUAUGGCCGCUCUACACCAUAGGUCUCCUCUUUGGGAUCCCGGCUAGCCCUCCUGCUGCAUAUCUGACACUCUCUCUGCGAAACCUUGGGUUUAGUACCAUCCACACGAACUUGCUCACUAUCCCCUCAACUGUCGGAAGCAUGAUCACAAUGACCAUUAUUACGCUUGUUUCGGAGAAUCUCAACGACAGAGCUUUCGUCUCGAUGUCUGAAGAUGUCUGGCUGUUGCCGUUCCUCAUUGCGUUGCGUACGCUACCUUCGGACGUCAAUCCAUGGUUAUUUUAUGGAUUGUCGUCUGUACUGCUGAUGUAUCCAUACUCCCAUCCAAUCCAAGUUGGAUGGUGCUCGCGCAACGCUGGCGCUGUCGCUAGUCGGACCGUCAACGCGUCUUUGUACAACAUGUUCGUCCAGACGUCCUCGAUAAUCUCCGCCAAUAUCUAUCGCAGAGAUGAUGCCCCAAUGUAUCGACGAGGAAAUAGCUACCUCAUUGGCAUUUGCCUAUUCAACGUCGCGAUCCUGUAUCCUGGAACGAAGGCAUACUACCUUUGGCGCAACAAGCAGAGGGCGAGGAAAUGGGAUGCUAUGACUUCCGAGGAAAAGAGCAUAUACCUCGCGACCACAAAGGAUCUCGGCCCCAAACCAUGUAGCGGUACUCCGAUUGGCAAAGGCGAGCUACGGUUCGGAACCCUGGUCGACAUGAAGGGCAUGACCUCUUUCACAUGGCGACAUUGGGGUUGCGUCACCAAAAAGAUCCUCGAGAAUGUCAAGAAAAACUUCGAGGAGGCCUCCGAGCUCGAUGGGUUCGACGAACUCAACGCCGAGGACAAGGCGCGCGUGAUCAAAGCGUGGCAGGAAGGCCAUGUCGCUGACGAAGACAUCCCUGAGAGUGCUAGGAAGCCCGCUGCAGAGGACAGCGCUGAAGAAGAAAAGCCCAAGAAGAAGAGGGCCCCCGCAAAGAAGAAGAAAGAUGCAGAGGAAGACGGGUCGGACGCAGAGGUCGAGCCACCCAAGAAGAAAGCACCAGCGAAGAAGGCAGCUGCUGAACCUAAGGAAAAGGCUGCUCCCAAGAAACGCGCCUCGAAGAAAAAGAAGGAGGAAUCAGACGAGGAGGCUGAAGACUUUACCAAGGAGCUCGAUGAUGUUCCAGUCGGCUCAGACGAAGACGACGAAGAAGAGGAGCCUAAACCCAAGAAGAAGGCGCCCGCAAAGAAACCCGCUGCUGAGAAGAAGAAGGCUGAAUCGAAGGCCAAGGCCGCUCCCAAGAAGAAAGCUGCACCGAAGAAGGACGAUGACGCUGAGAUGGCCGACGGCGCUGGCGAAGACGAAGGCAGCAGCAGGAAGCGCAAGCGUGCCCCGACCAAGACGGCGGAAAAGCCUGCCUCAAAGAAAGUUAAACCUGCCUCGAAGGCGAAGAAGAGCAAGGAGGUCGUCGAGGAGGACGAGGAAGCGGAUGAGUAA